Messenger RNA from Eubalaena glacialis (North Atlantic right whale), 2231 nucleotides. RefSeq names its product 2-hydroxyacyl-CoA lyase 1 (gene HACL1). The coding region runs from base 365 to 2110 and encodes 581 amino acids. The transcript is spliced from 17 exons. Gene Ontology annotation, molecular function: thiamine pyrophosphate binding; catalytic activity; magnesium ion binding. The record is from RefSeq and is a predicted model, not a curated record. Gene Ontology annotation, biological process: fatty acid alpha-oxidation. Lineage: Eukaryota; Metazoa; Chordata; Mammalia; Artiodactyla; Balaenidae. Gene Ontology annotation, cellular component: peroxisome.
CCCCGACUCUGCGUAAGCACCAUCCGCCUUACGCGGUCUCGAAAUGGCUCCGGGUGGUAGACUUAGGCGACAGGCCUCCGCCUCCAGCUAGUCCCGCCUCCUCCUGACACUGCCGGCCGCGAAUGGAGGGCCCAGGAAAAGGGCCCGGUUGUGACAGGAGAGAGAGUGUGUUUACAUCUCACCUUACCCCGAGCGUGCUGGUUUCAGCCCCGCCUCCUCCUCCCCGCCGUUUAAAACGGUGGGUCGCCCUCCUUCUCACUCAGAGGAGCGGCCCCACAGUUGGUGUCUCCGGGGUUGGUUUGGCUGGGUGACUCCGCGUCAGCCUGCUGUCCACUGCGAGAGGGCCUCGAACUUCAGGUGGAAGAUGUCGGAAAGUAACUUGGCAGAGCGCAGCGACGGACGCGAGAGGCUGGUGUCUGGUGCUAAAGUCGUCGCCCAGGCCCUGAAAACACAGGAUGUGAAUUACAUGUUUGGCAUCGUAGGCAUCCCGGUGACCGAAAUCGCCCUUGCUGCCCAGGAGGUGGGCAUCAGAUACAUCGGGAUGAGGAACGAGCAGGCGGCUUGUUAUGCUGCCUCUGCGGUUGGAUAUCUGACAGGCAGGCCGGGAGUUUGCCUUGUUGUUUCUGGCCCAGGUCUCAUCCAUGCUUUGGGUGGUAUGGCAAAUGCAAACAUGAACUGUUGGCCCUUGAUUGUGAUUGGUGGUUCCUCUGAAAGAAAUCAGGAAACAAUGGGGGCCUUCCAGGAGUUUCCUCAGGUUGAAGCUUGUAGAUUAUAUAGCAAGUUCUCUGCCCGGCCAAGUAGCAUGGAAGCUAUUCCCUCUAUUAUCGAAAAGGCAGUGAGAAGCAGUAUUUAUGGUCGUCCAGGUGCUUGCUAUGUUGACAUACCUGCAGAUUUUGUGAACCUCCAGGUGAAUGUGAAUUCUAUAAGGUACGUGGAGUGCUGCAUGCCACCUCCUGUUAGUAUGGCAGAAAGCUCUGCUGUAUGUAUGGCAGCAUCUGUCAUUAGGAAUGCCAAACAGCCCCUUCUUAUCAUCGGGAAAGGUGCUGCUUAUGCCCGUGCAGAGGAGAGUAUCAGGAAAUUGGUGGAGCAAUGUAAAUUGCCAUUUCUGCCCACCCCCAUGGGAAAGGGUGUUAUCCCUGACAACCAUCCAAACUGUGUAGGUGCUGCCAGAUCCAGGGCUUUGCAAUUUGCUGAUGUAAUUGUGUUAUUUGGUGCCAGAUUAAAUUGGAUUUUACAUUUUGGACUGCCUCCAAGAUAUCAGCCAGAUGUGAAGUUUAUCCAGGUUGAUAUCUGUGCAGAAGAGUUGGGGAAUAAUGUAAGACCUGCUGUGACCUUGCUAGGAGACAUAAAUGCUGUUACUAAACAGCUUUUAGAACAAUUUGAGAAAACACCAUGGCAGUAUCCUCCUGAGAGCAAGUGGUGGAAAAUUCUGAGAGAAAAAAUGAAGAGCAAUGAAGCUUUAUCCAAGGAAUUCGCUUUCAAAAAAUCCCUGCCUAUGAAUUAUUACACAGUAUUCUACCACAUUCAAGAACAACUGUCCAGAGACUGUUUUGUGGUGAGCGAAGGAGCAAAUACUAUGGAUAUUGGGCGCACUGUGCUUCAAAACUACCUUCCUCGUCACAGGCUUGAUGCUGGUACUUUUGGAACAAUGGGAGUCGGUUUGGGAUUUGCCAUUGCAUCUGCUCUAGUGGCUAAAGAUAGAAACCCAGGGCAGCGGGUCAUCUGUGUGGAAGGAGACAGUGCAUUUGGAUUUUCUGGCAUGGAAGUGGAAACCAUCUGCAGGUACAACUUGCCAAUCAUACUUUUGGUGGUGAAUAACAAUGGAAUUUACCAAGGUUUUGAUACAGAUACUUGGAAGGAAAUGUUAAAAUUUGGAGAUGCUACUAUAGUGGCCCCUCCAAUGUGUCUUCUGCCACACUCACAUUACGAGCAUGUCAUGAUUGCAUUUGGAGGCAAAGGGUAUUUUGUACAAACACCAGAAGAACUCCAGAAAUCCCUGAGGCAGAGCCUGGCAGACACAACUAAACCCUCUCUUAUCAACAUCAUGAUUGAGCCGCAAGCCAUGCGGAAAGCCCAGGAUUUUCACUGGCUGACCCGCUCUAAUAUGUAAAUAAAGAUGCCAAUGAGUGACUUGAGGAGUUUUCUCUUUCCUGUAAGAUGGAAUUUUAUUUUCCACAGCAAAAUUACUAUAAUGUUAAAAUUGUUCUGCAAAGAAAAAUAAACAUUUCUAA